Messenger RNA from Aplysia californica (California sea hare), 2700 nucleotides. RefSeq lists its product as uncharacterized. The coding region runs from base 218 to 2647 and encodes 809 amino acids. The record is from RefSeq and is a predicted model, not a curated record. Lineage: Eukaryota; Metazoa; Mollusca; Gastropoda; Aplysiida; Aplysiidae. The transcript is spliced from 2 exons.
CCGAGCCGCUGGCUCACCGUGUCUUAGUGCCGACUUGAGUCUGGAAUGUCGUCUGUGCUGCCCGUGUUUGGGGUAAGUUUUCCAACGAAAAUGAAUCGAUAAAUCAAUCUGGUGGUCGUCAUGACUUGUCAGAAAGAAAUGGAGUUUAUGGAGUAUUGUGGAGCCUUUUCAUCGGAACUGCAUGAAAUAAAGGUGUGGCAGCCAGUCACUUCUUGCUAUGCACAGAACCAUAAACAUCAAACACAGAAUUGUUAGACGUGUAGACAUAGGAAAAGCUCCUCUUGCUACUUUUGAUACGAUAGACUUAGGGGAUGAAGACAUCAAGUCCAAGCACAGCGCCACCAAGCGAGCUGCCUAUGGCCGCCAGCAGCUGCUCCAGGGCCUGAGUACUCACCAUACAUUCGAUCAAGAUGGAAGCUUAAAAACAGAAACCAUAGGGGGAAAUAAUUCCAAGAAAUCCCUGUCUCAAGCAGGCGGGGAGGACAAAGAUGCCACGAAGGACAUCGAGUCUGCCAAAAACACAUCGGAGGCAGGUGGCGAGGUCAAAGAUGUAGGCAGCGGCAAGGAAGCUGAUGGAGCGACUAAGACAGCCGACUCUAGGACCGUGGAAAGAAGCCCUGAGAUCAAAGUCUCAAGUGAUCCCAAGAAGAUAGAAGGGUCACCUGGGAAGCCUUCAGAAACUGCGGAAGAUAGAUCAGAGGAGGCUCCUGCUGUCGCUUCUCGUCAAGGUACUCUGGGAAGGGUGAACAUUCCCAUCAGAAAACAGAAUUCAGAUUCUUCUUCCAGUUCUGGAUCUGGUGAAGAGCAGCAGUCACAUCAUUUCACAUUCCAAGCUUCGCGUCCUUCCAUCGGUCACUUUGAUGCUACGCCUGACCAGGAAACCCCUAGUCAAGAGGCUCCCUUGGAUGAAAGAGACAGUCACUGCACGCUUUUGCCGGAUAACAUUGAUCCAAGCCAGAUUUUGUCUCCUUCAAAGCGGAAAGCAUAUGAGAGGCGCAUUGAAAGGUUGAAAGUUACAACAUCUCCCAUUGCUCGCCCCCGAAGCACCGCGCCUAUUAGUGUUGUAACCCUUGAUGAAUAUGCAAAUAUCAGCUCUCCGGAGAAUUCUCCGGCCUCUCCUUCCAUCCUACAAGACAAGCUAAAAAUUACUCUUCCACCGGACGAAUUCACAUCAAAGCCCAAAACUCCACGGCUACACAGCGCACGACGGAAAGAUUCUGAUGACACAUGUUUCGAGUUCACUGAAGAGAUUCUUUUCAGUCGCAGUAAAUCUGCGCUUGUAGUGGAAGAGGAUGGUCUUCUUCCCCCCUCACCCCGAAGGGUACUGAUCCCUCCAACACUUACACCCACCUCCUCUCCCAAACUAUCUUCCGAUACCCGGCUCAGUUCCGAGUCGCUGUCUGAAGAAGCUGUCGGUGGUACCACUCCAAAGCUAAUCUACAUUCAGCACAACAAAGCAGCGCACAAAAUAUUUGGGGACACUGUGGAUGAGACAGAUGAGGAUAAUUGGGCCAGCUUUCCGGAUUCCUCAGUGCCUGACGGAGAUAAGUCUGAGUUUGAAACUGCUGAAAAAGAAGAGUUGAAAGAAGCACGUGACAGUGUUGUUUGUGAGUUGGAGAAAGGUCUCCCUGAUGCCAAUGCCUCUGUCUCUCACUCUUGUUCUGUGGUAAAAGGGACAGGACUCCCUGCUGUUGGUGGUUGGGAUACAUCUAGUGAAACUGCUGUUGCUGCUGAAUCUGAAGUCAGCUUUGACUUGCCUCAGAAUCUUAGCGAAACCGUGACAAUAUCAGAGGGUGGAGAAGCUUUCCUUUGUGGGACGGGUAGUGGUGGGGAUGCUAAAAGUGUGCUUCCUGAUACUGAUAACAAUGAACUGUCUUAUUCUGAGUUGGCCGCGUUUGUAGAACCGGCAGGUCAGGAGUCUGCGUACACCACAGGGGUGUCUCAGGAUUUGCUGACAGGGCAUGGGGCUCCUUACCUACCCCACCCCGAGUAUGAAACAGAAGAAAUUCUCAUGGUAGAAAUCCAUGAGGCUGCUGAAGGUUGUGAAAAAAGAAUUGAGAUUGACGUGAGGUCAAGCAACAGCAGUGGAAGUUUAACCCCUGAGGGUCCAGACGCCACAUUUCUGGGCUCACUGGGCUCCAAGAACUUGGCUGCUGUCUCUGGCAACAGUCUCAAACCAGUCCCAGACCUGAACAUUCAGCCAGCAGUGGCCGAUAUAGAACAUGAUAAUGAUAUUCUGGUUCCGAUCUUCCCACCUCAAAGUGUCACAGGUGGCCAGCAACUUGUGACAAAUGCUUCCUCUAGUCAACAGGACGUCCUUGACCUGAACUCAGUACCCUCCCAGAGCGACACAUUGUCAAAAGAUGAGCACAAGUCUGUUUCACUAAUAGACCAGGAGCUCGGUCUCGCCCAUUCACAAAACCUGCCUGCUUUCAGCUCCAUCCCCCUUGCCCCAAGCCCCGCAGCCCCUGGUCUGAGUCUGCCAUCUGUGCUGGCCGAUGACCCGGCCCAAGCUGGCCACCAGGACCUGGACGAGUGUGGACUAGGACUACUACAGCCUUUUUCCAACCCUGUCUGUGAGAACUUGAGUGCGUCCAGUGAUUUAAUCGACUUUUCUUCCUCCCUGGAUGACCCAUCUGUGCAGUAGUGGACAAUAGUGCAUCAUUUGGUGAGUUGCAUUUCCUGUAUUAGAAUUUGCUA